AUGCUUGAUCAGAUACCUUCGGAGACCCUUCAGCAGGUGUUGCGGCCGCUCAAGCCUCAAGACCUCAAACGUCUGAAGCUAACCAACAAAAUUCUCGCAGCACACGUUACUCCCAUCCUAUUUCGCAAGAUCUCCUUCACCAUCCUGACACUAGACCGGGUCUACGGUGUUGUGGACAGUCCCAAUUUGUCGCAGUUUGUGGAAGAACUGUCAUACUACGAACUAGCGGCUCGCCAACAUCAUUGUCAAAUUCAGCAUCCGCAUCAUACCUCUGUCAAAGCUUUCCUCGUAGAGGACUGGGACGUACCACUAGGACUCAGCGAAGAAGAUUGCAGCACUACAAUUGACCUACUAUCGUUGGCCAAAGUGGUAGUCGAACGGGGAAUGCAGGCAAUCGUCGACCUCUAUGCUGAAAAGGCAAUGCUAGAGAAGAGCGACAUUCUGUACCUGACCUGUCGGUCCGCAUUUCGACGGCUUCCGAAUCUACGGCAUGUUGUGUGUACUGAAGCCUUGAAUAACUUCACAGUCAAUCACCUCGAUUUCAGACGCACCGAUGCCUUGAAGGAAUUCCUCGACCUAUUCCCCAUCGCUCACGCCGGUGUACGCGCUGUUCUGCAAACGCACACUGUCACUGCCUGGCCUGCACGUGGAUUUCUGGACAUUUGCCGAGCAAUGGGAGAUCAGUACUGCAACCACAACAUUCAGCAUCUGGAGGUUCGGCCUGACCAACAUCUUCUUGUCGAUCGUGGGCUCGAUCUCGACACGAUUGACAUGAAUUUGGGCCAUCGAAUCUCGGACAGUGCCUGGGCAGGCGCCUUCCGGAAUUUGACCAGUUUGACAUUGCGUCUGGAGUUAAAACACAGAUGCCACAGAGCGCGUUCGGACCCAAAUCUCAAUAGGCACCCACACGCAUAUCGCCUCCUGAAGGCCUUGUCCAAAGCUUCGAAGUUGAGAAAUCUCAAGAUCUGCCUCGGGUCGUCUUCAAAGAACCAGUUUUCGGCAGAUGGGCUCCAUGGAUGGCUACCGAGGGUGAAGUUCCCAGAACUUCGCUCCCUUUGCUCUCAAAUGAUCUACUUUACCACAAGUUGGCUAGCACAGUUUCUUGUCAACCAACAAAGAUUGAAACAUUUGGUGUUGAAAGAAAUGUGCCGGGCCGUUCACUGGUCAUCCCUAUUCAGAAAACUGUCUCAAAGAAAAGAUUUUGUGCUGGACUCGAUUCAUCUUCCCAAUUUUAGCCAUGAUGGUUGCGCGAGUCCAUCCGUUGCCACUCCUAGAGAGGAAGAUGAAACUACCAGCCCUGAGCAAGGGGAUGACCUCUCGGAAUUUCCAGAGAUGUCAGAAUUGGAGCACGAAGAGACACCUUCCCCACGGCAGGGCGCUUACGGUCAUGAGUAUGACCCUGCGUUUGGUGUAUACACCGAGAAACUCUGUCACCCCAUUUGA
Messenger RNA from Exophiala xenobiotica, 1443 nucleotides. RefSeq lists its product as uncharacterized. The record is from RefSeq and is a predicted model, not a curated record. NCBI's taxonomy places the organism in Eukaryota, Fungi, Ascomycota, Eurotiomycetes, Chaetothyriales, Herpotrichiellaceae. Gene Ontology annotation, molecular function: protein binding. The transcript has 4 exons. Bases 1 to 1443 code for a protein of 480 amino acids.